Molecule: messenger RNA, 408 nt
Organism: Rhizophagus irregularis DAOM 181602=DAOM 197198
Lineage: Eukaryota; Fungi; Glomeromycota; Glomeromycetes; Glomerales; Glomeraceae
Source: RefSeq, a predicted model, not a curated record
AAAAUUGAUCUAUUUCUUCCUUUAGAAUGUAUAGAAAUUUUAUUCUACCCUUUUUUCUUUUUAGAUUUGCUUGGUUCAAAGGUAUUUAAUGUUGUUCAAAAUGAUAUGAAUGGAAACAUUGAGAAAAUUAGGAAAUGUUAUGAUGCUGACCCAACAAAGAGUCAUACUCUCGAAAAGCUGGUGAUUGACGAACAAGGUGAAAAGAAACGUCCUGCUACUGAUCCUACUCAUAAAUGAUUGGAAUUUACUUCAGUAGCAUUAGGACGUUCUAUUAAUGAUGGAAAUGAUGAACUUUCAGUUUCUUUUAUAGUGUUACUUUGAAACCAUUUCAUGGAAUGGUCGUCCGACCUAUAUUUGCAUUGGCAAUGAAAGCUUGUCCUUAUCGUAAAGAUUUUUUUGUGAAAAAGU